Molecule: messenger RNA, 4272 nt
Organism: Priceomyces carsonii
Lineage: Eukaryota; Fungi; Ascomycota; Pichiomycetes; Serinales; Debaryomycetaceae
Gene: KOG1
Product: ubiquitin-binding TORC1 subunit
Exons: 1
Coding region: 1-4272 (1423 amino acids)
Biological process (GO): cellular response to starvation; positive regulation of cell growth; positive regulation of protein serine/threonine kinase activity
Cellular component (GO): cytoplasm; TORC1 complex
Molecular function (GO): protein-macromolecule adaptor activity; protein binding
Source: RefSeq, a predicted model, not a curated record
AUGACAUCUCAACAACUAGUUUACUACGGACCCCGACCUUUGAAGCCCUUGAAUGAUAAGAUGCGUCAUGGGUUUGACGAAGAUUAUAACUCUGAAAACCUAUUAAGUCUAUUGGCAAAUACUUUCUACAUAUACUUUGAUGAUAAGAGGCAUAAUACUAAUGGCAAUCCAUUGCUGGAAGAGAUGAAGCGUAGUCCAGAGUAUGCGAAAAACUAUCAACCGAUAGCAGAUUGGAAAGUAAUGAAGGAGAGACAAAAGACAAUAAGCGCAGUCUUGGUUUUAUGUUUAAAUUUAGGAGUGGAUCCUCCCGAUGUCAUGAAGACGUAUCCUUGCGCGAAGUACGAAGCUUGGUGUGACCCAUCAUCAUUCGCAGACACUAAGAAAGCGAUUGAAUCGAUAGGCAAGAGCCUUCAGUCUCAAUAUGAGACCUUAUCUUUGCGUACUAGAUUUAAGCAGUCCUUAGAUCCUUGCGUAGAGGACGUUAAGAGGUUUUGCAAUACAUUAAGAAGAAAUGCUAAAGACGAAAGAAUUUUAUUUCACUACAACGGUCAUGGUGUCCCUCAACCAACAACUAGUGGUGAGAUAUGGGUCUUCAAUAGAGGAUAUACCCAAUAUAUCCCAAUAUCCUUGUACGAUUUACAAACUUGGCUCGGAGCACCGGUAAUUUUUGUUUUCGAUUGCAACAGUGCUGGGAACAUAGUUCACAAUUUCAAAAAAUUUGUCCAAAAAAGAAUUGAUGAUGACAAUGAAGGGAAUCAUGAUUCAAGUGCGCCUUCUCCAACCUCUGCCUAUUUGGAUUGCAUUCAACUAGCAGCAUGUAAAAGCAAUGAGCUAUUACCCAUGAGUCCUGAGUUACCUGCAGAUCUAUUUACUUGCUGUUUGACAUGUCCAAUAGAUAUAAGUGUAAAAUGGUUCAUAAUGAGAUCCCCGUUGAAGGACAGUUAUUACUCCAUGUUACCUAAAAAUUCAGUAGGAAAUGUUAUCAUUCCUGGCAAAUUAACUGAUAGAAGAACUCCAUUAGGAGAAUUGAAUUGGAUAUUCACUGCGAUAACUGAUACAAUAGCCUGGACCUCUCUUUCACGACCGAUAUUUAAGAGAUUAUUUCGACAGGAUUUAAUGAUGGCAGCUUUAUUUAGAAAUUUUUUGCUAGCAAAAAGAAUUAUGCCUCAUUUAAAUUGCAAUCCAAUAAGCGAUCCGCCAUUGCCAGAUUUGGUUCGCCAUCACUCAAUGUGGGAUUCUUGGGACUUGGCGAUUGACCAAGUCUUUACUCAGUUAAUUAAAUCAAAUCAAGUAGACCCUUACUCCGGCAUACAUUUUCAUAAUAGACAAGGCUCACAAACCUUAAGAAAUGGCACCGCCAAUAAUGAACCACUGAAUGCAAUGGCAUUGAAUGGCGUUCAAAGGGGUAGCACUGGUUCUUCAGCCCCUCAAAAUAUAGCUAAUUAUCAGCACUCAACUUUUUUUGAGCAGCAGUUAACUGCUUUCGAGAUAUGGCUCAAAUUUGCAGGACCAUCAACGAAGGAGUCUCCAGAACAGUUGCCAAUUGUAUUACAAGUCUUAUUAUCUCAAGUGCAUAGGUUAAGGGCGUUGAUUUUACUAUCGAAGUUUUUAGACUUGGGGCCAUGGGCAGUGUAUCUUUCUUUAUCAAUUGGUAUAUUUCCUUAUGUCUUGAAGCUACUACAAAGCCCAGCACAGGAAUUGAAACCUGUAUUAAUUUUUAUAUGGGCAAGGAUCAUGGCAAUAGAUUAUAAAAGCACUCAACAAGAGCUUUGCAAGGAUAAGGGAUACAACUACUUCUAUUUGAUUUUGAAUUCAAACCCUCUGAACCAAAUAGGGGCGCCAGGAGCACCUGGAGGUUUUACUGGAACGGCUGGAAGUGUUCUCAUUAAUGAUGACCACAAGGCAAUGAGUGCCUUCAUUUUAACUUUAUUUAUCAAAAACUUCAGAAAUGGACAAAGGCUCUGUUUUUCUGUAGAAAUUAUUAAUAAUUGCUUAAAGUUCUUGCAAACCAGCGAAAACCCGCUUCUCAGACAGUGGUGCUGCUUAUUGUUGUCUCAACUAUGGUAUAAUUAUCCUGACGGUCGCUGGAUCGUUUACAAGGAAGGAUAUUUAAAUAGAUUGUUAGGACUUAUUACAGAUGCCAUUCCGGAAGUAAGGACAUCAAUAGUAUUAGCAAUCACAAACUUUUUGAACGAUGAAACGCAAGCACAACAGCUGCGGUCACUGGGUAAUGUCACAGCUGAUUUAAGAAAGGAUGAAUUGAAGCAACAAGAUUUGAAAUUGGCCAAUGCAGUCUUAAGCUUACUUGGAGAUGGAUCAUCUAUGGUUAGACGGGAAUUGGUUUAUUUCAUAAACAGAUUCAUAAAAAUUUAUCUCAAAUUUUUCUUAGUUGUUUCUUUUAAUCAACUCGAAGAGGAAAUCAUUUUGAUUGACAACCCUAACAAUUUGAAUGAUUUCCGUAAGCAGUCACCAGCAUAUGGCUCAAUAUUCAGCUCAAUUUGGAAAUCCUUAUUAAUUUUAUCGGAGGAUCCUCACUGCGAAGUUAAACAAUUGUCCGAGAUUUUAAUAGAUAAGGUUAUGCUAAAAUUAAAUGACAGUGAGCUUGGACCGUUAGCAAGAGAGAUGCAAGAUUAUUUGCUAAACAAAUCGAGCAUUAAUAUUAAUGAGAACUUGAAAACAACGAAACCUAUAAUGAAUAAAAAGUUGGGUUCACCGACUGGAAAUGAGCAUAAGCGCCAAGUCUCCAGCGGAUCAAUUAUACAAAGACGAAAUAAUAUGCUUACUAUAAAUGGAUCAUCCAUUAAGACGAGACCUGCAUCAGCAAGUAACCUCAAUAGGAUCGAAGAGGACCAAAAAGACAGCGACACCAGCUCUAUUUCUUCGCGGAUCAAGAAUCUUACGCUUUCCAAAAUAUUCAAAUCAUUUAAUAUAAAUGAAGAAAAUGAUUUAAAGAAUUUCACUAAUAUGCUAAACUUUGGUCCAGUAGCAGCAACAUAUGGAUCAGAAUUUAGACCUAAAACACCACGUUUUAAAGAAAGAAAUAUAUAUGAAGACCCCGAGCUUCCUUCUGAUUCAGGAUUUUUUGAUUAUAGUUGUGAGUAUUUUCAAGAGCCUCAAAUGUCGAAGAAUGAAAUUGAUGAGCCCGGCUCAAAAGAAUACGUUGAACGUUUGUGGCGUCGAAAUAGAAACGAAACAAUUAUCCAAGAGACUCAACCUCAAAAGGGCCUAGCUGUUCGCGGUGACUGGGGCAAGAAGAUAAAUAUAAUGAACAACAAGUCUCAACCAAAAUUAAUCAAAUUCACACAAUUCGAAAAGAUACUAGCUGCAAGUGAUGAAAAAGACACCGUUUCAGUAUGGGACUGGGAGAAUAGCAAGAUUAUAAAGAAAUUUUCGAAUGGCAAUCCAUUUGGAACCAAAAUUACUGACAUGAAAUUUCUAAAUGAGGAUGACUUACCGUUAUUGUUGACGGGCUCGUCUGACGGAGUCAUAAAAAUAUACAAAUCCUUUCACGCCCGCGACGAGGAUAAUCAGAUCGAAUUGAUUGCUGGUUGGAGAGCUUUGACGGAUCUAUUAUUGACUUCAAAGAGUUCAGGUUUGAUAUCAGACUGGCAACAGUCCAGAGGGUCAUUGCUUGUGAGUGGAGAUGUCAAAAUUAUUAGAGUGUGGGAUGCGCCGCGAGAGCUUUGUUUGGUGGAUAUUCCUGCCCGAUCGACAUCAUCAAUUACUUCUCUUACAUCGGAUCAGGUUGCAGGUAACAUUCUAGUUGCAGGAUUUGAUGAUGGAAGUCUACGAGUCUAUGAUAGAAGAUUAGAUGCUAGAGAAUCUAUGGUUAAAAUAUGGAAUUCUAGACCCUACCACCAAGGAGGUCACCCAGUUGGAAAUAGCUCUAUCAGAAACGUGCAUAUGCAGAGAGGUGGAUAUAGAGAACUUGUAAGUGGAUCUUCUGAUGGCUAUAUUCAUUUGUGGGACAUAAGGAACGACGAACCUGUUUUGACUUUCAAUAAUGAACCCGAAAAAUCCAUGAGAUGUAUAGAUGUACAUGAGCAUGCACCAAUAAUCGUAAGUGGUUCCAAAUCUUUGAACAUUUGGACUACUUCCGGCGAUAGGUUGUCUUCUUUAAAGAAUCCACACGACAAUUACCUAUCUAACAGAACUUCCUAUUACUUAUCGAAUCUUGCUCUACACCCACACAGAAUGAUGUUAGCUACAAACUACAAUCAGGAUAGUAGCAUUAACGUAUACACUUGCACAGAUACUUUAACAGGCUAUUAA